AUGGUUGUAUGGGAACACCUAGAUGUAUCAAAAGCCCAUGUGGCAUAUGCAUGCGUUGGUGUAUUUUCAUGUAUCUUUUCGUUGGUUUCGCUUUUCGUUAAGGAAAGACUGUAUAUUGGUGAGUCGACUGUAGCGGUUAUUUUUGGUUUAAUUGUGGGUCCUCAUUGUUUGGACUGGUUUGAUCCUAUAGCAUGGGGGAAUACUGAUUCGAUAACUCUAGAGAUCUCGCGCAUCGUUUUAUGUUUGCAGAUCUUUGCUGUCGCGGUCGAGUUACCGAAGAAAUAUAUGUUAAAGCAUUGGAUGUCCGUAACAAUGUUAUUAGUUCCAGUUAUGACUACAGGUUGGCUAAUUAUUGGUUUGUUUGUCUGGAUACUAAUCCCGGGUUUAGAUUUUUCAUCUAGUUUGUUAAUUUCCGCAUGUAUUACUGCAACUGACCCUAUUUUAGCACAGUCAGUUGUGUCUGGUAAAUUUGCAGAAAGAGUGCCUGGGCAUUUAAGGAAUUUAUUAUCGGCUGAGUCGGGCUGUAAUGAUGGUAUGGCAUUUCCGUUUAUUUAUUUAUCAUUAAAUUUAGUAAUCUAUCCAGGUAAUAGUCGUGAAAUUAUGAAAGAUUGGUUAUGUAUUACUAUACUUUAUGAAUGCAUAUUUGGUUGCAUUUUAGGCAUUGUGAUAGGCUAUACAGGGAGGAGAGCGAUUAGGUAUGCAGAAGAAAAACGAAUAAUAGAUCGUGAGUCCUUUUUAGCGUUCUAUGUGGUUCUAGCCAUGAUGUGCGCAGGUUUCGGUUCCAUUUUAGGUGUUGACGACCUACUAGUAUCGUUUGCCGCUGGUGCAGCGUUUGCUUGGGAUGGUUGGUUUGCGAAAAAGACCGAAGAGAGUAAGGUUUCAACUGUUAUAGAUUUGCUAUUAAAUUUGGCGUAUUUUGUCUAUUUCGGUGCCAUCAUACCAUGGCAAAAGUUUAAUGAUCCUAGUAUUGGCACGCAUAUUUGGCGGUUGAUGAUUCUUGCUGUUGUCGUCAUUACAUUGCGUAGAAUUCCAGCAGUUUUGGUAUUCAAGAGCAUGAUCCCUGAUAUUAAGUCGUGGCGUGAAGCACUUUUUGUCGGUCACUUUGGUCCAAUUGGUGUUGGGGCAAUUUUUGCCGCAAUAUUGGCUAGGGCAGAGUUGGAAGCGCAUGCAACUGGGGAAGAAACUCCAUUAAGAGAGCUACCAGCACAUGGAACAACACAUUGGCAGUUAAUAGCAUGUGUCUGGCCUAUCGUUUGUUUCUUAAUUGUGACUUCGAUCAUCGUUCAUGGCUCCUCUGUUGCAGUCAUUACUUUAGGUCGUCAUUUGAACACCAUUACUUUGACUAAAUCUUUUACUACCCACACAACUAAUGGAAAUAAUCGUAGUUCUUCCUGGAUGCAGAGAUUACCUGGCUUGGAUAAAUCAGGUCGUUCAUUUUCAUUACAUCGGAUUGAUACAUUAGCUCCUCCGGAGGUUCUAACGAGGGCUGGUACAGUUGAAACAAGUGGUAUUCCGGUCAAGCCUGUAGGUGGAAUGAAGAGAAGACAAAAGAAGCUAAGCAGAAAGAGCAAAGCAAAGGAGAUGUUUAGAACUGCUUCAAAGCGUAGUGAUUUUGAGCCCAUUGAUAGUGUCGCGCUAAAAGAAGAAAGGAUGGUACGUGAAAGACAAGCAAAAGCGGCCGCAUUUGCUCUAAGUAGGGAAGAUAAAUUGGACUACGAAGAAAAAGAUCUAGAAGACGAAUAUCAAAAUGAACAAGAUUCAAAAGAUGAUGCCUACCACUCUAGUCAACAGUCUUUGAAUUAUAACUCGAAUAGUACUCCCAGUGAUUUUCGGCAUAGUAUCGGAAUGGAUGACAGGAGUAAUUACAAGAAUACUCCUGCCAAUACUUCUAAUGACGAACGCAUCCAAUUUCCUUCGGUUAGUGGUAGUUCUUCCAAUGCUUAUGAGGAGAAACUAGCAGAGAGCAGCCCAGAUUAUAAUGAUGACCAGCAUCCCACUAUUGCAUAUCAAGAAGGGAAUAAUCUCAUCCUUGAAAAUAAGCAAGGAGAGAUCGUGGCUCAAACAAUGGUAUGCAGACCUGGUAAGGAUCUAGAGGAUGGUAGCGGGGGCAGUUCCCGUUCCGAUCUUCCGGCGGAGAAGAGGCACUCUUUGAGAAAGGUGGUUUCCCCUUUAUUCUUGAAAAAGUCAACCUUAAUUCAGGACGAACGUGGUGCUAAAUACCAUGCGUAUAAAGUUAAUGACACCUUGAUCAUUGAAAAUGAAGAUGGGGAAGUCUUGAGGCGUUAUAAAAUCAACAGGCACGAUUCAGGUAAAUCUUCAACUUCUGUUAAGAAAAGAAGUUCAAGUGUUGUCUCCAAGGCGCUUUCUGCAGUUGGUCUAGGUAGAUCAUCUAAUUCCUCGGUCCGAUCCCUUCCUGCAACUGAAGAUGUUCAAAACGUAGCUGAAAAUCCACAGAAACAUAUCCAACCGCGUAAAUUAACCCCAGUUCCUUCGGUACAUUCAGAUGCACCCUUUGAAGAUGAUGACGAAGAAUUUUCUGAACUUUCUGACGGCUAUGAUUAUACGGCGAAUGAUGUAGUACAUAAAGGAGUAAAUGAAGAAGAAGAAACUGCAAUUGAACGUGUUAGAAGAUUAACAGCUUUGGGGGAGUAUUCGGCCCCAAGAGAUGAUGAUGAUGAAGAAGAUGUUCCGCAUGCUGUUCUGCAAAGUAUAGCCGGUGGUAACCCAAAUAAUGACAACAGAAAUGUUAACACUAAUACAUCAACUUCAAAAACCAGAACUGCUUUAGGCCUACCUUUCCAUAAAUAG
Messenger RNA from Eremothecium cymbalariae DBVPG#7215, 2808 nucleotides. RefSeq names its product Nha1p (gene NHA1). The record is from RefSeq and is a predicted model, not a curated record. The coding region runs from base 1 to 2808 and encodes 935 amino acids. Lineage: Eukaryota; Fungi; Ascomycota; Saccharomycetes; Saccharomycetales; Saccharomycetaceae. Gene Ontology annotation, biological process: intracellular potassium ion homeostasis; proton export across plasma membrane; sodium ion export across plasma membrane. The transcript is spliced from 2 exons. Gene Ontology annotation, cellular component: plasma membrane. Gene Ontology annotation, molecular function: sodium:proton antiporter activity.